Messenger RNA from Adineta ricciae, 1800 nucleotides. The record is from the annotation of a GenBank genome assembly. Lineage: Eukaryota; Metazoa; Rotifera; Eurotatoria; Adinetida; Adinetidae.
AUGGGUGUUUUAUCAGCUGGUCGUCCAUUGACUUGGAAAGAAAUUGUCGAAGUUCGAACAUUGUUGAAAAACGAUGCGUGUAACGAUUUAAUAAAAAUCUUCAGAAAACAUUCAGAAAGAAAAAACGAUCCGUUUCUAUGGGGUGAUGAAAUCGAAUAUUCGUUAGUUCGUUUUGAUCAUGAGAAUCAACAUGUGCAAUUAUUACUCAAAGCAGAUGAACUUUUAGCAAAAUUAAAUGAAAAUUUGGAUAAAGAAAGUUGUCCAGUUGAAUUUCAUGCUGAAGAUUGUAAUUUUGUCAUUGAAGGAAUUCCAUCGAUUCCAUAUUCAUCGCAAAUCUCUUCAUUUCCUCUCGUAGAAACCAAUAUGAAAUCGAGACGUGAAGUUGUGCAACGGUUUUUGAAUCCAAAUGAAUUCAUUUUGACAUUUUCGGCAUUUCCGAGAUUGGGCUGUUUUCAUUGUACUUAUCCAGAAUAUGAAAGUGAUCCUUUGAAUAGUUUCGAAUAUUCAUUAACUUGUUCGGAUUAUUACAAAACACCAGAAUAUCCGAGAACAAUGUUUUUGAAUAAAAAUGUCAUCGAACGUCGUCAAGGCAAAGUUUCUGUGAACGUUCCAAUCAUGAAAGACACGAACACAUCGGAUCCAUUUGAAGAUGAUUUUUCUUCUUAUGGAGUUGAAAAUUGGCAAAAAUAUGUUGAAACUCGUCAAAUCAAUCAUAUUCAUUUAGAUUCAUCAUCAAUCGGUUGGGGUUGUUCGUGUUUACAAGUUACUCUUCAAGCAUCGUCAUUUCACGAAAGUCUUCUGCUUUAUGAUCAAUUAAUUCCACUUACACCGCUUUUUUUAUCGUUGAGCACAUCGUGUCCAAUUUGGCGGGGUUAUUUAAGUGAAGUUGAUAGUCGAUGGAAUAUUUUAAGUAAAACAACAGAUGAUCGAACAAAUGAAGAAUUAAAUGAGAAUUUAAUUGAAUUUUCUCGAUAUGCAUCAGUUCCGUGUUAUUUAUUAAAUUCAAGUGAAUCUUUUAAUGAUUUAUUUAUUCAUUAUGAUAAAGAAAUUUAUGAGAAAUUAAUUGAAAACAAUUGUCCAUCGGUUGUUGCUAAACAUUUUGCACAUUUGUUCAUUCGUGAUCCACUUUAUGUCACAGAUCAACAAGUCAAUUUCGAACAAAAUUCAUCGACAAAUCUUUUUAAAUUCGAAAAUCACAAUUCGAUGAUUUGGAAUUCACUUCGAUUUAAACCACCAGUGACCGAUGAAAUGACUUCAUUGGGAUGGAGAAUCGAAUUUCGUCCAAUGGAGCUUCAAUUAACCGACUUCGAAAAUGCGGCAUUGUCUGUGUUUUUAAUUUUAUUAACUCGAUCGAUUUUAUCAUUUGAAAUUGAUUUACGAAUUCCUAUUUCGUUAAUUCAUGAGAAUAUGCAACGAGCACAAGUGAAAAAUACAAUUCAACAAAUGAAAUUUUAUUUUCGAAAACAAAAUCACAUCUGUGAAAUGACAAUCGAUGAAAUUAUUAAUGGUUCAGAAAAUUAUUUUGGUUUGAAAUCUUUAGUUUUAAAUUAUUUAAAUUCAUUUGAAGAUAUUGACAUUUCAACACGACAGACAAUGAAUGAAUACAUCGAAUUUAUUUCUCAACGUGCCAAAGGAGAUUUGUUGAGCAAUGCCAUGUGGAUGAGAAAAUCCAUUGAAAAUCAUCAUUUGUAUCAACAUGAUUCAAUUGUCAGUGAACAAAUUCAAUAUGAUUUAUUUCGUCAAAUCGAACAAAUUGCAAAUCAGAAACAAUUAAAUCUUUCUCAUCUCAUUUCAAAUUAA